AUGGCUACGGCAGUUGACCAAAAACUGCUUCGGCAGACCAAGUUUCCUCCCGAAUUCAAUCAGAAGGUCGACAUGAAGAAGGUCAACGUCGAGGUCAUGAAAAAAUGGAUUGCAGGCAAGAUCUCUGAAAUACUUGGCUCCGAGGAUGACGUUGUUAUCGAGCUUUGCUUCAACUUGCUCGAGGGUUCGCGUUUCCCCGAUAUCAAAGCGCUCCAAAUCUCGCUCACCGGAUUUCUUGACAAGGAUACACCCAAGUUCUGCAAGGAACUGUGGAACUUGUGCCUGAGUGCGCAGUCGAACGCGCAGGGAGUCCCGAAGGAGUUACUCGAAGCCAAGAAGCUGGAGCUGAUACAAGAAAAGCGGCCGUGGAGGCUAAAAACAAAAGGGACCACGAACAAGCUCAAGAGCGGGAUAUUGAUUCGGUUCGACAGCGUGAGCGGGCCGAGCGCGGUCGUGGUCGCCGUGGUGCUGGCGGACGAGGUGGACGAGGAUUUGACACGCGACCUCCGAGAUACUCGCGGUCUCCCCCACGUCGCAGAAGAUCUCCAUAUAGAGGCCCUCCGUCCCGCAGGGAGGCCGACAUUUAUGUUCCUGGGAAUCGAGGUCUCCCUCUCGUUCCCUGUCUCGCUCACCUUCCUCACCACAUUCUCGUCGUGCUGGCCGAUCUGCGUCCAAGUCAAGCUCGAGAUCCAGAACCAGAACCAGGUCCAGGUCCAGGUCGAAGUCGGCACCAUACUCACGGAGCCCUUCACCAGCACCCAGAAGAGAACGCAAUUCAAGGAGCAAGAGUCGGACCAAGUCACCCCCGCGGAGGGGCUCCGGCAGGUUGAGAAGACCUUCGGAAAGACGACGGCGUCGAAGCCGUUCAGCUUCAAGCCCCAGUCGAAGUCCGAGCCCCAAACGGCGGCGAUACCGCCGAGAACGCUCCUAUUCAUCGUCCCGGUCAAGGUCAAGAUCACGAGACAGACGGAGGAAUUACAGAAAGGGCGAGCUGAUAUUCUCAAGGGUCGCAAUGCACGCGAUGUCCGCCGUUUGAGCCGCAGCCCCGACGAGUAUGAUUCUCGGCGAAGAGGCAGUCGGAGCCGAAGCAGAAGUCGACGCCCGCACCAUAAACGAAGGCUAUCACUACAGAGAUACGAGCCUGCUGCGCGCAGGCGACGCAAUACUUCGUCGGAUGAGUCCUCGCCAGAGGCGAAACGGCGGAAACGUGACGCUUCAGACGAUGAAGUGAUGAGGGAUACACCUGGUAAGCAAAGUGUGGAUAGACAUGGCGAUGGUGACUCGGAGUAA
Molecule: messenger RNA, 1290 nt
Organism: Fonsecaea nubica
Lineage: Eukaryota; Fungi; Ascomycota; Eurotiomycetes; Chaetothyriales; Herpotrichiellaceae
Exons: 7
Coding region: 1-1290 (429 amino acids)
Biological process (GO): regulation of mRNA splicing, via spliceosome; mRNA processing
Cellular component (GO): spliceosomal complex
Molecular function (GO): RNA binding
Source: RefSeq, a predicted model, not a curated record